Molecule: messenger RNA, 891 nt
Organism: Bipolaris zeicola 26-R-13
Lineage: Eukaryota; Fungi; Ascomycota; Dothideomycetes; Pleosporales; Pleosporaceae
Exons: 5
Coding region: 1-891 (296 amino acids)
Biological process (GO): mitochondrial citrate transmembrane transport
Source: RefSeq, a predicted model, not a curated record
AUGGCGACUGCACAACCAGAGAAGAAGAAGAAGCCAAGUGCUAUGCGCUCCAUCCUGGCAGGCGCAACAGCCGGCGCCGUUGAAAUUUCAAUUACAUAUCCCGCAGAGUUCGCAAAGACACGAUCGCAGCUCAACCGACGAUUACCAGACGGGAAGAAGCUACCAUGGCCGCCAUUUGGCAAGCAAUGGUACGCAGGAUGCACAACACUGAUUAUUGGCAAUUCGCUCAAGGCCGGCAUACGCUUCGUUGCAUUCGACAUGUACAAGAACCUCCUCGCCGACGCUGAAGGCAAAGUCUCUGGUCCCGCAACCGUCAUUGCGGGUUUCGGUGCCGGAGCCACAGAAUCGCUAUUGGCAGUCACACCCUUUGAAAGUAUAAAGACACAACUUAUCGACGAUCGCAAAUCCGCAAACCCACGUAUGCGCGGCUUCCUGCACGGCUCCAAGGUCAUUGCCCAAGAAAAAGGCAUACGAGGCUUCUUCCAGGGUUUCGUGCCCACGACCGCGCGUCAAGCUGCCAACUCAGCCGUGCGCUUCUCAAGCUACACAUCGUUCAAGCAACUGGCGCAGUCAUACGUUGCCCCUGGUGAGAAACUCGGUGCAAUUAGCACGUUUGGGCUUGGAGGACUGGCGGGCAUCGUUACGGUUUACACGACUAUGCCGAUUGAUACGGUCAAGACGAGGAUGCAGUCGAUAGAGGCGAGGAGCUCGUAUAAGAAUAGUUUUGACUGUGCGGUCAAGAUCUUUAGGGAUGAGGGUCUCCUUACAUUCUGGUCGGGCGCGCUGCCUAGGCUGGGGAGAUUGAUUCUCAGUGGCGGUAUCGUCUUUACCAUGUAUGAAAAGUCCAUGGACUUGAUGGAUAGACUGGAUCCUCAGGGCAGGUACAUAUAA